AUGUCAUCUGAAAACGAAAUUGAUACUAGCGAUAAAGUUACACACCUCGAGUUCGUAGGAGACAAGGUCACCCUUUUGGAAAAAUUUUUAGAGUCAGCGUUAGGCACAAAUAUUACUAAAGAUGCAUUGAGCAAACUUAAUCCAAAGAUCAAGAUAAAGCGGGAUUCAACACUUGAAAUGGACCCAGAAAAAGAACUUGAUGAUCUCCGGACAUCACUUGUUUAUUUAUUGCAGGAUUUAUGGUCAACUUAUGCGAAUCUCGAAGAUAUUGUACAAUACUGCGAAGACAAGAUUAAAGAUGAACAUUAUCAAAAAUCAAUUGUGGAAUUGGAGCGGGAUAUGAGAGGUACAGCUGAAAGGCUCGGUUUGAUGGUACGUAUGUAUGGCCUUAAAGAGAAAAUUAAUUAUCGGCCUACAAACCCGGAAUACGACACUAAUUAUGCUAUUACUGAGUUUGUCCCACGCGAUAUAAAAUAUAGAGGUAAAGAACCCUUAUCCUCACACAUGAAAUUUCAAACACCACGAAGCGAGUUCCAUCAAAAAUUACGUAAAAAUGAUUUCUUUUCCUAA
Molecule: messenger RNA, 570 nt
Organism: Paraglomus occultum
Lineage: Eukaryota; Fungi; Glomeromycota; Glomeromycetes; Paraglomerales; Paraglomeraceae
Source: the annotation of a GenBank genome assembly